Molecule: messenger RNA, 2951 nt
Organism: Lepus europaeus (European hare)
Lineage: Eukaryota; Metazoa; Chordata; Mammalia; Lagomorpha; Leporidae
Gene: VAMP5
Product: vesicle associated membrane protein 5
Exons: 2
Coding region: 2316-2705 (129 amino acids)
Biological process (GO): Golgi to plasma membrane protein transport
Cellular component (GO): plasma membrane
Source: RefSeq, a predicted model, not a curated record
AGGGAGAGAGAGGGAGAAAGAGGGAGAGAGAGAUCUCCUUAAAAGAUCGGGCAGCACGGCCCUUGCCUCCCCCCUUGCCUGGUGCUUUAUCUCGCGCGGUGCCAGCAGACACCUGUGCAUACCGUCUGUGUCCAUUUUCCCCUGGUUGAGUGGGCCAGGGAGAGCCUGAGACUUGAGGGUCUGACGGCUCUGUGUUUCAAGUGUGUUCUUUUCAGCCUGGGUCCAUCUUGGCUCUGGAUAGGCCUGGCUUCGCAGUGGCGAGACUGCUCCAGAUUACAGCUGGAGGCCCAGCCAGCUCUCCGCGGAGAAUGUGACCCCACAUCACCCCUUGUUGGAGAACGAGAACAACAGCUGUCACAUUCAGAGUAGCAAAAAUAAUGCCCAGCACCCCACCAGUCUCUAGCAGUGAUUCUUAUUUCCAAAUUAUUGUCCAUCCCCGAGUUUUUGCCUUAGACCCUUGGAAUGUGGGGGAGUUCAAAGGACCACAUCACGGAGCCUCAUGGAGUAAUAGGGCAGCCAUGGCAAGGAGGGUGGCUGGCUCAGGAAAAGGGAGAAGGAGGGCAGCUUCCCUGCCCUCCUUCACCCUUCCUCUGUGCUCCCCAGUUACGGCUUCCCCCAACCUGUGAGCGCCCCUCCUCCCAGUGCUUUGCCUGACCCCGCUAGAAGGCAGGUUGUUUUUCUGGCUCAUGAGUAAACACUGACCUAUUUGGGUUUCAGAUGCCUGGCCCGCGAAAUUCCUGCUGGGCUGGAUAAACACACUGGGAGAACAUCUCUUGAGAAUGAGAGUUGCUUUUGGAUACAAUGCAAGUGACCCACUGACUGAGUCCUUGCAGCGGUCAGCACUGUGCCGGCCUCCUGGGCCCCCCAGGAUGGUGGCAGAUGGAGGCAGGGCCUUGCACUCCACCCUCUCCCUGGGAGCUUGUGGUCCACUUGGAGAGCUAGGACUCAUUCACUGGGAAUGCGUGGAGACCGUGUGCAAAGCAGCUGCAAGCAUCCUGAAGGGGGGAUUCUUGCGUGAGGAGGAGGUGGUCCUCUGUGACCACUGGAUCCUUCCCAACACUUAAGUCCUCUGCUUUUGAGUGGAGUUCAGUUGAGUGCCAAACGGUCUGCUGCAGACAGUGGCUAUGUGGGCUGGCAGGAAAGGGAGCUUAGCUGAUACUCUGCCAGGAGGAGGUGAGGAUCAAGGCUGAGGUGAGGAGCUGCUGGGCUUUGCUAAUCUGCUGAUCGUCAUCUCCCUGAAAUGUCCCAGCACCUGCACCUGCCUCCUGCCCCGAGUCUCUCUGGCCCAGGCAGAGCCCAGUGCCUAUCUUACUCAUGACCCAGACGUUUCCUUUCUCCUGUGCCCUCAACCUCUCCCGGCUUGCAAGCUGCCCUUCCCUUUCCAGCCCUCUGAAAGGAGCUGUGUUUCUGUUAGGUGAGGCUGCUCAGGCUGGGAAAAUCCAAGGAAGGGUUGGUCUCUUGGCAGUGAGCUGGACCCCAGUGAAGACCCUGGCUAUCUGGAAGUGGGAGGCCAGAGGCUAAGACAGCUGAGCUUCCCGGGCAGAGAGGGAGUGACUGUGGCCGCUGAUGUGGUCAGCGGGCUCCUGACCAAGAGGCAGAAGUGGCCAGGAAGGAGAUCUGAGUUGCUCAGUUUCGGGGAGGAGAAGAGGGUUAGGCUGGAUUGAUACAUGCUGAUCCCAAAUUACCUUUUUAGCCUGAAGGGUGCGUUUCUUCCUGUCUGGCUGCCAGCCAAGUGGCUUGGCUGCCUCUUUAGAUCAGUGGGAAGCCACAGGGCAGGUGCUUUGUGGGAGGGUAGGGUCCUCGCUGGAAUCCAGGACCGACUUAUGUCCUGCCUAAUGGGCAAGGGGAGGAGACUGUGAGACCAAAGGUGAGCCACGGAGGCCACGUGCCGUGCCGUGGUGCAGCAGGUUAAGCUGUUGCCUGGGAUUUCUGUAUCGUGUUUGGGAGUGCCGCUUAAAGUCCCAGCUACUCUGCUUCUAAUCUAGCUCCCUGCUAAGGCACGUGGGAGGCAUCUGCUAUGCACCUGGGAGACUCCUGGAUGGAGUUCCUGGCUCCUGACUUCAGCCUGGCCUAGCCCUGGUUGUUCUGGUCAUUUGGGGAGUGAACCAGCAAAUCAAAGGUCUCUCUCUGUCUCUGCCUUUCAAAUACUAUUUUUUAAAAAGACAGGAAAAAAAUUUUUUAAAUGGCGAGUGGCAUUUACCCAGCCCCACCCCCUAACACAUCACACCCUUACACGAAGGAUCCUGUUACUUACAUGUUGAAUCCACACACAGUGGGGGAGAGGACUGUAGGUCUCAGGGCCAGAUGAGGGCCAGAUGGGGGCCUCAUGCAGCCCUGACCUGGGGCUUGGUGCCCAGGCAGGGAAAGAGUUGGAGCGAUGCCAGCGGCAGGCCGACGAGGUGACAGAAAUCAUGCUCAACAACUUCGACAAGGUCCUGGAGCGCGAUGGGAAGCUGGCAGAGCUACAGCAGCGUUCGGACCAACUGCUGGACAUGAGCUCAGCCUUCAGCAAGACAACCAAGAUCGUGGCCCAGAAGAAGCGCUGGGAGAAUAUCCGCUGCCGCAUCUACUUGGGGCUGGUGGUGGCCGGUGGCCUGCUCAUCAUCCUGAUUGUACUGCUGGCCGUCUUUCUCCCACAAAACAGUGGGGACAGUACUGCCCCACAAGCCCAGGAUGCAACCACUGCCUCAGGACCUGGGGAAUGACCCAGCUGGGCCUGGGAGAGAGGCCGAAGAGCUGCACGGGCCAGUUCUAGUCUCCAGAGAACCCUGCUAUUGGCUCCUUUCUGAGCCACCUCAGUGAGUGCCAGAGGGCAGCCCGGAUGUGGGUACCUUUGCAUCUCCCAACAAGCCCCAGACUGGCCCUCAAGGGCAGCCUCCUGCACUGGCCAUGCCGGGCCAGCCCCACCUGGAGCUCAGUAAAAGCUGCUGUUGGAAGAAAAGAUGAUGAUG